CAAGACAGGCGCGAGGCGACAGAAGGGAAAAAAACAGCUGGAUCUGAGGAUCUGUGCAGCUGUGCGGCUAGCUGUGUCCUCUCCCGGAGACAGCGCUUUCUUCCUCGGCUGUCGGACUGUCAGAAAAAAAGCUUGUUCUUGCAGCUGAUGAUGUGGUGUAAAGAUGGAGGCUCCUGAAUACCUGGACCUGGAUGAGAUCGACUUCUCUGAUGAUUCAGUGUAUUCUGUGACGUCUUUAAAGAGCAUCCCCGAGUUAUCCAGGCGGAGCGAUGGCCAGGCCGAGGAGAGACCAGCUCCUUCCAUCAACUGGAGUCGCGGCGUUUCCUCCCACAGCGGCGGGGGAAUCAAACCCACCGGGAUCGCUGAGGUCCACAGUAAGUUCCGGCCGGUGAAGAGGGUCUCUCCCCUCAAACACCAGCCAGAAACCACGGACUCUGACUCUGAUGGUAAAGUCCAGAGUCAGGGUCUGGGGGAGCCGGGGGAGAGCAGCAAAGAUGACCCGAGCUCUGACAAGGCGCCCCACGCCUCCUCUGACGCCCCCGGAGGAAAGGCUAAGGGCCUGGGCGGUGGCUCCGGCGGUGUUGUCGGAGGAAACAACCCACAGGCUCUGUUUGGGGAGCUGGAGCACUACGACCUGGACAUGGACGAGAUCCUGGACGUGCCUUAUAUCAAGUCCAGCCAGCAGAUGUCCACGCUGCCUCGCGUCACCCACGACAAGCGCUCGGUGACGGGGAGCAACCUGGGAGGAGGCACCCUGGAGAGGACCAGAGGAGGGGGGCUGAAGAGCUCCUCUUUAACCCACAAUGAGCCUCUGAGUCUGGGCAGCGCGAGCUCACAGACGCAGUAUUGUGUCCUGUCCCCGGUGAAGUGGUCCGACCUCAGGAAGUCCAAGUCCAUGGAUCCAGACCUCCACCACCUCCACCGCUCCCCAGGAGGCUACCAGUCAGACCUGCUCCCCUCUGGACUCCUCAGCUGCUCCUCCUCCCUCUCCUCUUUCUCUGAUGCAGACAAGCUGCUGUCCGCGCGGGUUUACCCGGACUCACAGAGCCAGAGGCCGAGCGUGGAGCCAUCAGGAGGACCAGGGCACAUGUUCCCGCUGCCUGGAUGCAGCAUGGGCAGGCAGGACGCCUCAAAGACCUGGACUCCAGGGGGGGGGGGAGGCAGUGGGCCGAGGGGGUUUGGAGGAGCUGGAGGGGAGAUGGACGAGGAGACAAAGAAGAAUCAAAACAUCAUCAACAUCGUCAGAGAGGGACAGAUCUCGCUGCUGCCUCACCUGGCUGCAGAUAACCUGGAGCUGAUCAGAGACGAAGACGGGAACAACCUGCUGCACAUCUCGGCCUGUCAGGGUCACGCUGACUGUCUGCAGCAUCUCACCUCCCUGAUGGGGGAGGACAGUCUGAACGAACGCAACAACCAGCAGCUCACCCCCGCUGGGCUGGGAGUCAAGAACGGUCAUCUGGAGUGUGUGAGGUGGAUGGUGAGUGAGACGGAGGCCAUCGCAGAGCUGAGCUGCACCCGAGAACAUCCCAGUCUGAUCCACUACGCUGCCCGCCAUGGACAGGAGAAGGUGUUGCUGUGGUUGCUUCAGUUCAUGCAGGAACAGGCGAUCUCUCUGGACGAAGUCGACCAGAACGGAAACACAGCGGUCCACGUGGCGGCUCAGUACGGACACCUCACCUGCAUACAGACUCUGGUGGAGUACGGCUCUAACGUGACCGUCCAGAACCAGCAGGGGGAGCGGCCGUCCCAGAGUGCUGAGCGACAGGGACACACCACCUGCGCUCGAUACCUUGUCGUUGUGGAAACCUGCAUGUCGUUGGCUUCGCAGGUUGUUAAACUCACCAAACAGCUCAAUGAACAGGCUGCAGACAGGAUCGUUCUGCAGAAACAUCUGCAGAGACUGAUGGACCCCAACAAGGCAGAGGGGACACCGUCCAGAUCUCCCAGCUCCCAUCAGCCCUCAGUGGAGGCGUGGCCUGAGAUGUUGCUGACAGCAGAAGGGACUCCUGGUGAUGGUCAAUGGUUGGUUCGACAGGCAGGGGCAGGACCAGACUCAGUGCUGCGGCAGCUGCUGGGGAAGGACAUGUCGGACUCGCUGUGUUCCAGGGAGAGGCUGCCUCCAGCGGUUGGCCCUGGCCCCUGCGGCCCCGCGGCCCCUGGAGCCCGCAGGACGGUGCUGGGAGAGAGGAGGGAGCUCAAACUAGCGAGACUCAAACAGAUCAUGCAGCGCUCCCUGAGUGAAUCCGACACAGAUGGUUAUCCACCAGAGGAGGGUAAAAAUCAAGGAGCCUCGGCCUCCAGCACUCUGCGACCUGAUAGGCCGUCUCACCUGCCAAUCGCAGAGGAGGAGCCAGCAUCAAGCCACCUUGACCCAAUGAUGAAGAACCACCUCCCCGCCUCCGCCCCGACUUCCACCACUGAGAGGAAGCUGGCAUUUUCUCUCAGUGGGUCAAAGUCAGUGGACAGCAUCGGUUUCAACCCGUCCCCCACCUCCAGCGACCCCGAGGCAGCAGACGCUAAAAUAUCGGACGUUUCAACCGACUCCCACGACGCCACCAACGGCCAGAAAGUUGCCACGAGCCCCAAGAGCGCCCUGAAGUCACCCUCAUCUCGCAGGAAGACGUCUCAGAACCUUAAACUGAGAGUUACCUUCGACGAGCAGGUGCACAAGAGCUCCAAUCCGGAGGCAGAGCAGACCAAAGGGCAUCAUGGGAAGGAAAGGACUCCGACAGGAAGCUCUGAGAGUAAGCGGUCGUUCGGGGCGUUUCGCUCCAUCAUGGAGACGCUGAGCGGGAACACGAACCACAACAACAACAGUGGUGCUCAGUCGGGCUCUGCUGUGAAACCGGCCACCUGUCAGAACUCACCUGGCAGGAAGUCAGAGAGUAAAGGCAGCCCAGGGGGCGGAGCCAAGGGCAAGAGCAGAACCAGUAACGUGUAAGCAACAAACCAGCAACCAAUCAGUGCCUACUGAGGCCAGAGCGCUUACAACCAACUACAGGGCAACGACACAGAGCAGAUCUAAGAGGCAAAGAACAGGAGAAAUGUAACCUGAUUGAUGUGUUUCAGGUUGUAGCACUUUUUAGCUUCACACUUUUUAAAAAACAAAACAUGCAGUCACCAUCUCCAAUGGCUGAAGUGAAAUGUUCUAAAAAUACACUUAAAUAUCCAAUUAAAAAAUGCUGAAAAUGUAAUUUAAUACAGGAAAAUAACUGCAGAUAAUUCCCUGACUACACAACAAUAUUUAAUGUCCUGUUUCCGUCACCUUACACAAAGUAAAAGAUCAAACUGUCAUGGGAUCUAAAGUGACAUCGAGCUGGAAAAACUAACCAGCUGUUUUUACAGAGGAAACAUGCAAAUUCCAAAUGCCUAACUUUUAACAACACACACACAGUAUAGUCAAAUUAACAGGAUUUUCUGAAACUGAAACUUUUAACUUUUCAUGCUGUCAGGAACUCGCACUUUGAGGCCCCCCGCACUCUGAGGUCGCUCUCUAUUACCCAUCGUUGAAGCCGUGGAUCAGAAUCAUAUAAUUUCAUUCUCAAUCAACAUUACGUUAAUCUGGGAAGUCCUUUCACUAUAUCGGCCAUGCUUUGCUCGCCGUGCGUUGCUUUUAUUUAGUCUUGCAGUGCCAACUCUCUCAACAAAUCUCUGGGCCCCCCAAGGGUCACACCCGAGUUUAAGGGCCCACUCACACUAGGCCCGGUUGUCCCCUCCCCAUUCCGCCGCUGGCCUGCACUGUCACUGCUCCAGGACUAACCGGGCCUGAGCACGGUUACCUCCUCUUGCCAAGGAAGUGUACCGAGCUUGAGAACGGAUCGGAGCACUCACAUUAUCGAGCUGGACUUUGAGGGUCAAACGUGCUUCGACAUGGUCGGAUUUCCUAGAGUGAGUGCGCCCUGAGAAUUCGAGUUAGUAAAUUAAACACCUCAGUACAUUUUGUACACAAACUAGUCUUCACUCAACAUUCACAAGACUUUUUGAAACAUUAAUACUUCAGAAAUUCAGAAUUUUUUUGACCACACCCCAAACAAAAGUUCCUCUCACUUCCGAUCUUGUUUUUUUUUUUCAGAGGAUUUUAAACUUUAAACGUUAACAUUUCUCACGUUCUUUGCCUCAAAUGUUAAAUCUUUUUAAAGCUGUUGAUACAGAUUGAGGUCUGAGAGACAUAAAUAGAAGCCCUCCCAGCUUUUCUUUUAUCUAUCAAAUGUUUCUUGGUGGAUAUUUAGAAACAAGAAAUCACUACAAACAAAGGUAAAUGAAAAGAACCUGUGUAAAAUGAAGGAUCAGUUUUCCUGCAGAAACUUCACAUCUCAAAACUCUUUUUUCCUCACAUUGAUCAGAUCCCUGUAAGAGGAGGUGGAAGUUGUCUGUCACUAUGUUACUGUGUAAAGAAUCAGUGUUAGUAUUUAUGUUUAUGCACACUUUAAUAUGAGAAUGUUUUAAAUGUGGUUACAAUCACGCACGUGUUCAACGUGCACCGGCACAACUAAUACGUUUAAAACCACUUUGUGUGGAAGUAUUCAUUUUGUAUUAUUAUAUAUUGUUUGAUAUGAUUUUUCACUCUAUGUUUUUUAUCUAUGCAGUAUUUUUGGCAUGAAGAAGUAGAUGUUAGUUGUGUGAUGUGUUUGAGGCGAGGAGGUUUGAGGACGCUCCGCUCACAUACAAACAGGCUCCUGGUUUAAAGGUCACAAUCCUCCUCCUCUUCAACCAGUUUAAAUAAGUCUCAGAGCUCCCCAAAACAUGUGUGUGAAGUUUCUUGUUCUAAAU
This is a messenger RNA of Labrus bergylta (ballan wrasse), 4770 nucleotides long. Lineage: Eukaryota; Metazoa; Chordata; Actinopteri; Labriformes; Labridae. The record is from RefSeq and is a predicted model, not a curated record.